Messenger RNA from Seminavis robusta, 2712 nucleotides. The record is from the annotation of a GenBank genome assembly. NCBI's taxonomy places the organism in Eukaryota, Bacillariophyta, Bacillariophyceae, Naviculales, Naviculaceae.
AUGUUGGGUGAUCCCGAAGCAACGGGAGCAUCCCGGCCCAUUAUGGAUCCCGAAGAGACGGGAGUAUUGCGGUCCAUGGAUCCCGACGAGGAGGAGGAAGAAAUUGAGGAGGAACUUAUUGAAGAGGAGGAAGUGGUGGACGACGACGACGAGUUGGAACAAAGCCAGGCGGUCUUGUUGGUCAUGGACGAUCGACAGCGACAGUCCAUGCUGGAAAUCAGCAAAUUGGGAUUUGAUGAAUCCAUGAUGUAUUACUCGCCAGCGGCGGCUGCCCACGAUGCCGGGGACUUUUUUGAAGAAGUCAUUGAAGAGCACGAAGAUGAAGAAAUCAUUGAAGAGGAGUACCAUGAAGAAGAGGAGUACCAUGAAGGGGAGUACCAUGAAGAGGUGGAAGAGACCGAACAUUUCGAGGAGGUGUUGUCAGACAGUGAAGAACACAUGAUGAUGGAUUACAGUGAAGUCAUGGUGGAUGACAGUGAAGUCCUGGAGGAAGAGGAACACGUUGUUGUGGAAGAAGAACACAUUGUUGUGGAAGAGGAACAAAUACUCGAUGUGGAGGAAGAAGAAAUCCUGGUAGAAAACAGCCCACAACAACGUCCAUCCCAGCAGGCCAGGCGGAUGUCAAGCUUGUCUCCUGUCCGGGAAAUGGAGCGUGAGGAAACGACAACCAGAGACAUCUCAGAGUUUUUGAUGGACGACGAUGACAGCAUUCUCCAGGACAGUGGUGAUGAUGUUGAUGAUGAGGAUGACGACGAUUGGCUCUAUGGACCGCUUGGUGCAAAUGAUCAUCGGCGUGGCAGCAUUGUCGAAGUGACGGAUGAAAAUGAAGAGGAAAUCACAUCCCGUCUCUGCAGUGCCAUACAUGUGGCUCUGGAUAUCUUUGAUGAUCGAUGGGAGGAAGUCUACUCCAAACCACCUCCCAAUAUCCAUCCCUCUCCAACAAAGGAGAAUGUACCUCCAAACGACAAUAGCAGCAGCACCCACCAUAUCAUCACCAAUCAAAAGAGCCCGCUCGCAGCCACGGGCGACAAUAUUCAAAACCAAUCAAGACUGUCCAAUCAGGAUGGCAUACAAAUCAGGUCAGCAAUACAAGGCGACAAUCAUCAUCAUACAGGGGAAGAUGUGACAGGCCACAGCAACGAAGACACACAAGCCGAAUCUAGGCUGUACAAUGUCAUGCAUUUCGCCCUGGAUACGUUGGAGGCGUUUCAGUUUGAAAUGGACUCCACCCCUCGGCUCUAUGAUGCCACAAAGCUUGCCAUGGAUACGUUGGAAGCUCGUCAAAUGGAAGUCUACGCCAAACCACCCGAUGGAUAUUAUCAUGAUGCGGCAACCGUCAAGAUGAGGUCAAGGGAUGCCGGUUCCAUUCGCGUGUAUGGGUCCGAUGAUCCAGGCUCUAUACGUGUGUAUGGUUCGAAUGCUGUGGAUGCAGCAGAUCAACGAAUGCGGAGGGAUGCAGACUCCAUACGUGUAUACGGUUCCAAUGCAAAAGAUGAACAAGCCGAUCCACAGAGUAGGCAUAGAUAUGUGGGAUCCACACGGGUGUAUGGCUCCAAUCCAGAUGGGACUCAAGGGGAUCACCAACAAAGGCGAAGAGCUGGAGGCUCCAUUCGUGUCUAUGGUUCCAGUGACCCCAACGCUGACAAUUCCAGAGAGGCCAAAACUUAUAAUGCAGAGACUAUGAGCGACACUUCCAGUCAAGAUUCCAGCAUCUACCUUCCACCAUCAUCGGGUCUUCUAUGGGCAGUGCGGGCUUCCAUGAACAUGCUUCUUCCUCGGUACUACCGCGUGCCGCCAAUUGCAUCCUUGAAAGACUUUGAAAAUAAUGAUGGGCCAAGUGACUCAACGGGUGUGCCAACGAGCGUCAGACUUCCCAGCAGGAAAGUCCACUCACCUCAAUCACCAAUACAGUCUGGAGAGUUUUUCGAUGAUAGCUACUUGGAGACCAGCAAUAAGUACCCGUUACCCGAGGUGCAUUCACUAUGGGGUGCUGGUCAAAAGGAGACACAAAGGAUUCCCGACUCUGCACGGGUACACGGUGCGAAUGGGGGUGAACGAAGACCGCACCGGACGCCAGAAAAUCGAUCGGGGUCCCCAACAUCGGUGGCUCUUCAUCAGCCUUGGGCAAGUGGCGAAACCAAGCCGCCCAGCAAGACAAAGGAGGAGAUUGCAGGCCCACCAAACCACAAACCUGCAACGCCCACUCAGCAAUACAAGUCGCCGGCUUCGCCGCCAGGUGGUCUCCCGCUGGAAGUCGAAGUCAGUUAUGAGGGGACAGACCGGAGCGAAGCCAGGGAUUCUUUCCCCAUUUCAGGCAAUACAACCUUCUUUUCAGCUUUGAGCGACGAAAUCGAACCAAGUCCUCGGCAGUCGUACCAAUACUCCCAAAUGAAGCCAACAACCCACUCAAGGAGUAGUUCACAUCCAUCGGAUGAGGAGCAGGGUCCAUGGGACGAGUAUUUGCCUGUAACGUUUGAGAAGGCUUCAGCCAUCUACGAAUCCGAUUUUAUUGUGGCACCCCGCUGGUUCCAACAGCAGGUCCAACAGCAGGCUCCAAGUCGCGUUCAAACAAAGGCGUCCUCACCAUCAUCCGACGAUAACUUUUUGAGGAUAUGGAUUUUUCGUGUUCUGUUGGCUCUGUUGGUCGCGGUUCCAUUUGGGAUUGCGGCCUAUCUCACCAUCAGCAAGAAGGAUGACGAUGACGACGUGUAG